AAUCGUGGUUUACGGUAGUGGCAGAUCCCCGUCCUCCGCCGGCCCAAUGGCGCUCCCGGAUGAACUCCUGGAGGAGAUCUUCCUCCGCCUCCCCGCGGCCGCCGACCUCGCGCGCGCCUCCGCGGCCUGCGUCUCCUUCCGCCGCGUCAUCGCCGGCCAUCCCUUCCUCCGCCGAUUCCGCGUCCUCCACCCGCCGCCUCUCCUGGGCAUCCUCUGCUGGGAUCUCACCCCGGCCCAGCCGCCCCACCCUUCAGCCGCCGCGGCGGCCACCUACGCCGACGCAGACUUCUCCUGCCCCUUCCUCCCCCCGUCCCCCGGCCGCUGGUGCCGCCGCGACGUCCGCGACGGCCGCGCCCUUUUCAGCCCCCGCCUCAGGGAGGGCAGCGAUCCGUGCUCGACACGCGCAGGAUGGAGUUCUCCACUAUCCACCUACCACCUCCACCUGGCUCUUAUAUGAGGGACAUGGCCAUUGUGGAGGCAGGAGAAGGAAGGUUUGGGAUGUUUACCAUUUCUGAUCAAGUUAAACGUGGUGUAUAUCAUCUCUUGUAUGCCACACGAUGCAAGGAUGGGAAUGGGGCAAACCAGUGGCAACCCAAGCCUCCAAUCUCUUUGCCGGAAAAUUAUCGCUAUUGCAUCAAGGGUGUAGCUGGUGGAUACUUACUCCUAACUGGGUAUCCAAAAGAUGAUAGGCCAACGAUAGACUAUUUUUCACUGGAUCUCCAGACUUUCCAGGUUGAAUGGUUCUGUCAGACUGGUGACUAUGUCAUGAUUGGUCACCUGUAUGCCGAUCUCCCACCGUCCUUGUCCCCACCAACACUUUGAAGUGGACUUCGUUCAGAGAAAUAUGCUGAUGGCCAGGACUCAAGCAAGUGUGACUGAUGGCAUGUUAAGGAGAAUAAAUGCAAGAGCUUCUGAAAGGGCAAAUAUUAUGCCGAGAAACUAUGAUGCCUUUUGAGCUACUGAAGAACAAGAAGCAUGCAGUGGAUAUCCGUCGGAUCAACCUUCUUUUUCCUAUUGAAGAUUCAAUAUCAUUUCUGCUACUUGUGCUUAUUAUGUAUCCAUCGCCAGAUUGGCUCCCUUAAUUGUAUUGUGUCAAGCUUCAGUAGUUUGUGCUGAACUACAUGGUGGCAUGCUCAUCUCAUGCAAAAUGCAUUUGUAAGAUGUUUGUACAAGUUCAUGGAGGAUGCUUAUAUCGCUUUUACUGCAAA
This is a messenger RNA of Triticum aestivum (bread wheat), 1208 nucleotides long. RefSeq lists its product as uncharacterized. The record is from RefSeq and is a predicted model, not a curated record. NCBI's taxonomy places the organism in Eukaryota, Viridiplantae, Streptophyta, Magnoliopsida, Poales, Poaceae. The transcript has 2 exons. Bases 47 to 457 code for a protein of 136 amino acids. Gene Ontology annotation, molecular function: protein binding.